GGGUGUUUCGUGACGCACUGCGGGUGGAAUUCUUCGCUCGAGAGCAUUGCGUGUGGGGUGCCGGUGGUGGCGUUUCCGCAGUGGACAGAUCAGGGGACCAAUGCGAAGAUCAUCGAGGAGUUGUCGGAGAGUGGCGUGAGGUUGAGGGCAAAUGGUGAUGACAUUGUGGAGCGAGGGGAGAUCAAGAGAUGCCUGGAGCUUGUGAUGGAUCCCAGAGCGGAGGGGGAGAUUUUGAGGAGGAAUGUCGGAAAAUGGAAGGAGCUGGCCAAGAAAGCGACUGGAGAAGGAGGUUCUUCCCACGUCAAUAUUGGGGCUUUUGUUGAUGAGGUCUCCAAUGCGGCUGCCCUCUAGUAACCAUUACAUGAGAUUAAUUUGUUAUUUUAUGUCAUUUUGGUACCUCUGUUUUAAAAUAGUGCACUUCUUAUUUUUUAGUUUUUAGAAUGAUUUAAAUGUUAUAUCAUCUAAUGCAUAUGGAAAAGAUCGACUUGGAAAAUAUAUCA
Messenger RNA from Momordica charantia (bitter melon), 500 nucleotides. Its product is annotated as UDP-glycosyltransferase 75C1. Gene Ontology annotation, molecular function: quercetin 3-O-glucosyltransferase activity; quercetin 7-O-glucosyltransferase activity. The record is from RefSeq and is a predicted model, not a curated record. NCBI's taxonomy places the organism in Eukaryota, Viridiplantae, Streptophyta, Magnoliopsida, Cucurbitales, Cucurbitaceae.